CGCACUUGCAAUCCCAAUAUUCAUCGACCUUGCCUGGUCCCCCUUGGCUUAGCCGCCGCGUUUCUCAAGUGCGGUCACAUCCGCCAGCGGUGGUGAACGACAACUCGACGACACGUGCGGGGUCCGCGCGGAUGGAUAAAGGCGAUGUCCUCAAGUUCUUGGGGGAUGAAGGCGAGCGGGGAGCGAGCGGGGUCGUGGAUGCGUGUGCGGUGGAUUGACGUCUGGGGCAUCAGCUGGGACGUCAUCAGUGCGCUUGCGCUCAGACCUGCACCCGCUGGCGCUCGAAGGCGUCCACCACCACGCUCCAAGGCCGACUACUGCUCGCAGCACCUCUUCAUUCGCAUCCUUGUCUAUACCCUCACCUCCUCGUCCUCUUCGCCCUCUUUCUCAGAUGACCGCGCUCCCGAGGACACCUCGUCCGCGGACACUUUCACCGGUAUGCCGCUCUCGGAAUCCCCGGCGCAGAUAGACGACGAGGAAGAGGACGACCUUAACCACCGUGCGUGCUGCGGGACUCGGACAACGUGGAUGACACGAAGAAGCUGGGGGGGGUAUAUGAGCCAUAAAGCGAGGAUCUAGUUGGUGUGUUCGCUCGUCCAUGGUCGGGCGUCAGGCGUGCGGUAGGUAUGGGCGAUGAGGCUUGAGGCGUUCAAGGCUGUCGGCUAGAGCUGGGGAGCCUGCUUUCUAUGCUGCUCGAUUCAGUGACAAGUACGUUCCGUUCUCAUUCUGUGCGCCGCUUGCCUGUCUCUCUCGUUUUUUGAGGGUUUUGUGUCUACUCCAAUUAGAGGGCAGUGUCGUAACCCCAGUCUUAGGCCUCGCAAUGAGUAUCUCGGCAUCGGCAUCUAAGUCGACUUCGGGCGCUGGAUGUCUGAGUCACACACGUCUACCGUACGGUCCGUACCUGUCGUGAGCGCCGACUUCAGGCCCGCCUUAGCCGCAGACGGCCCCCGCUCAUCGUCAACUGCGACACACGCACCCUCCAGCGGGCGUAUUCUUGCCAGCCUAUAUCUCAGCUCCAAGCUCGACCUCGAUCUCCGUCUCGCCCUUCGCUGACCCAGCCUACGAAACCCACAUUAGCAUCGACGCAGGCUCCAACGCUGCAAUCCAAACGCAUCGCUCACAAAGCGACACUACCCAAGGGACCGCUGCCACAGGGCGCACGAGAUACCCUCAAAGUCUACUUUCACAACCUCUCCCAGACCCCAGACGUCCCCGCGCGCGCGCACCAUGCUCGCAAAACGCGUGAAUUCCAUGCCCGGUCUGGCGCUCUACACCGAGCAGGACGUGCGGCUGGCUCGCGACGGUUCGCAAGAAGCAGAGACGGAGACAUAGAAGCGAACGGGCGGACUCGCUCGUUCGGGAGCGUGAUUUUCCGCCGCAGGAUGCGUGGAAGGAGAGCCGGGAGCAGGUGAAGAAAGACGUCGCUGUCUGAGAUGCGCCCGUGGGACACGACAUUGACGCUGUCUCGAAUAGCCAAGGCGCGCCCCCUUGCCUUCGUGUAAGCCGUCCAUGUCGACUGCUCAAAGGCCAUCAAGAUCGUCUGCAACCACGACGUCUCAAUCUCUCCCUGCAAGUCGAUUUCCGCCGCUGAGUGCACAAACCUGCCGAGCGAAUUUGAAGGUGGUCAAAGCGCGUCGAGUAUGAGCUAUGACAUCCACUGCAACAUCGCUCACCCUCAUCGUCUGACAGACAUGGACGUCUAGUCAGAGCACGAGGACACGAUCAUGGUGGAAGAGUCGACCGCACGAGCACCCGGUGUCAUUCUGAACAUCUUCGUAUCGCCCGGGGAUGAUUCACGUCCCGCCGUCCUUGACAUCGGCCAGCUGGUCGCUGAUCUGCGUACAGCAUUCGUACGGUCGCUUGUCGAAGAACGUCAUCACUGUCGGAGGACGUGUGUCGUCGAGCUCGGGGCGUGACUUGAAUCGUUGCACUGCGAACGAACAUAUCUAGUAUCUGUUGUUUCUCCGAUUCCUACCUGUUACUAUGGCUGAACAGAAGUUACCCUGCAUACUGUACACUCCUUUCUCUCCCUGGGACAUGUCUAUAGCAUCUAUUUCGUCAAAGCGCCCUUGCGCCGCAAU
Dichomitus squalens LYAD-421 SS1 is the source of this 2081-nucleotide messenger RNA. RefSeq lists its product as uncharacterized. The coding region runs from base 199 to 579 and encodes 126 amino acids. The transcript is spliced from 4 exons. NCBI's taxonomy places the organism in Eukaryota, Fungi, Basidiomycota, Agaricomycetes, Polyporales, Polyporaceae. The record is from RefSeq and is a predicted model, not a curated record.